Molecule: messenger RNA, 970 nt
Organism: Copidosoma floridanum
Lineage: Eukaryota; Metazoa; Arthropoda; Insecta; Hymenoptera; Encyrtidae
Gene: A4
Product: apolipophorin-III-like protein
Biological process (GO): lipid transport
Cellular component (GO): extracellular region
Molecular function (GO): lipid binding
Source: RefSeq, a predicted model, not a curated record
GAGCAGUAGCGCCCGUACGUCAGUCUCCCCGAACGACACGUCGAGCCAACAUCACCCACAUCCCAUUACAAACACGAGUCACCCUCUCAGUGAAAACCCAAACAAUCCAUCCAACGCACAGCGAUGAAGUACCUCGUCGUUCUAAUGACCUGCCUCUUGGCCUGUGCUUACGCAGCGCCCAACCCCGAGGAGCCGGCACCCCACGCUGCCGAUGGCCAGAUGGUGCCCAGCCAACAGCAGAUCACCGACCUCUUCACCAACGCCCAGAGCGUCCUCGCCGAUCUCUGGAGCAACAUCAAGAACAACUACGUGGCCAACAACGACUACGUGAGCAACCUCGUCAAAAACCAGACCGCCGCGUUCUUCGGCAAUGUCCAGGAGUUCAUGACCCAGACGAGCAACAAGCUGAAGGAAAAGGCACCCGAGGUGGAGAAGCAGCUGAUGGAGAUCCAGAACAAGCUGAAGGUGAUGGUCGAGGGAGUGAACGCUAACGUGCCAAACGCCAAGGAAUCGGCCGAGCAGCUGCAGAAGCAGUUCCAGGAGGGCAUCCAGACGUUCAUCAAGGAGGCGGGCACUCUGUCGGACAAGGUCAAGGAGAACAGUGGCCAGGUCCGCGAGGAGAUAGCCAACUUCACCAAACAAGCCAUCACCAGCGCCGUCGAGGCCACAAAGGGCCUACAAGAGCAGCUCAAGAACUUGGCCAGCUCAACCACGGAGAAGAGCUCGUAGACGCGCACCACCUGUACCUCCCAUUUUUUUUCUUCUUCUUUUUCACAAAGUAAAUUUAUGCACGACUUACGAAGGUCAUCCAUGACGCAACUGAUGGUCGAAAAUAAUAAUAAUAAUACUUACACGCGUCCUUGUUUGGCGCUCACAUGAGUGUAGAAGAACCCAAAGACAACGGAAUAUCAUUCCAACCAAUAAUUAAUAACGAUAAUAAAAAAUGGUCGCAAGAUCUUGUUUUGAUACA